AUGUCAGACCAAGUGCCUCCUUCGGACACAUCUACAGCUUUGGACCAAUGGGACCUGGUUACACAUACCUCUGGAGAUGCUCAGGACAAGAAUGAGAAGUUGGCAAAUGUCGUCUACAACGAGAUCAAAGGCCAAAAAACUCUCCGUCAUGAGUUCUAUGUUUGGGUGGCGUCUGAGAUUGGGGUGGAUCCGACCAUCAUGUAUGCCGGGAAGUUUCAAGAUAUUCCAACGGCCAAGCCAAAGGAGGAGGGCAGUGUGGCACCUGCGUGUGUACCACUACAGCUGUUCUCUUUUUCUGAUGAUGCUGGGUUGACAGGGGCGCCGGAGCUGGAAAAGGCUCGUCUUCUUCUUCACCUUCUGUGCGCCUAUGGGUUUGAAACUGUGGAUGAAUCUGUCAAAGCACAGUGGAAGCCUGAAGAUGACAUCGCUGAAGGGCAACUGCUUUUUCUCAAAGGGCAACUGCGGAUCUUGACAGUUUUAUCUUUGCUGGCUGUGGUCCACCGACGCAAAGCUACGUUGAGUGUGCAUCCGACUUUGCAGCAAACCUUGCAAAAGGUUCGGUGUGUCCAUGUCGAGCUCACCAAUCGCAAGGAGGAGUUGUUUUACAACUUCAAGGUGGCUGUGAAGGGGAACAUCCGCACAGCCCCAUCUGCUGUGACUUGGGUAAAUAGCCUGCUGGAGCUUUCGAAAGCAGGGGACCGAGAUUUGCAAGGGACCCUGAACUCAUGGAAUACCCAGGCUCCCAAACCUGACAAGGUUCAAGGUCAGAAGUAUCUUACUGUCAAGAACCUCUUGGACCUUCCUCCAGAGUGCCGCAACGUGAUGUUUGCUUACAUCAACAAGAACGGAUGGGAUAGCUCACCCUAUAGUGAAGAUUUGCUGUCGAGCAAGAAGCUUUUGGUGAACUUCAAUUUCAAGACGACCAAAGCAGAUCCGACUGCCUUGGCUGAGCUUUCCAAUGCGGUGUCAGUGAAGGAUCAGAAGUACACCGUCAGGGACAAUCCAAGUUUGAAAACGAUCCUGGACAACCAUGGCCAAGUCAGUGACAAGGCUGAGCCAGGAAAGCCGGUGUCAGCAAUGGUUGAUCUCAUGGAUCAGAAACAAAAACAAAUUGACAAGUCCAACUUGGAACUUGUGAUGAAUGAGCUUUCUUUUGACUUGGAAAGUUUCAAAGUGUACCGCCAGAAAGUUGUCCAGUGCAUGUCCAACCGGGCGCGUAAGAUUCAAGAUUGGAAAGGGCAGGUUGUUCAAGAUGCUCAGCAAGCUGCAGAUCACUACAUGUCACUGCAUGUAACGUUGAAGACAUGGGCAACUCAAGACCCUGGUGCUGCUGCCAUCACCGAUGUCAAGAAGGAUGUGGCACAACGUGCACGUGCGCUCCAGGUUCCCGAGGAUGGCAGUGUGAUCAUCUCCCUGAUGAACUUGUCAGCACCAGCUUUGGUCAGUGCAAGCCACAUGCCUGCGAUCAUGCAUGUUGUUGGGUACCUGUGCUCCGACAAUGUGAAAAAUUUGGCUUUGGCUCUCAUGCCUGUCUACAGCUACACCCGCAACUAUCUUUGGAAAGAGGAGGCCACA
Messenger RNA from Cladocopium goreaui, 1575 nucleotides. Lineage: Eukaryota; Dinophyceae; Suessiales; Symbiodiniaceae. The record is from the annotation of a GenBank genome assembly.